Molecule: messenger RNA, 2862 nt
Organism: Solanum stenotomum
Lineage: Eukaryota; Viridiplantae; Streptophyta; Magnoliopsida; Solanales; Solanaceae
Exons: 7
Coding region: 1-2862 (953 amino acids)
Source: RefSeq, a predicted model, not a curated record
AUGGCUGCCCCACCCAAUAUGGAGGAAGGUCAAUCAUCUACCAGACCACCACGCUUCAAUGGACAAUACUAUGGGUGGUGGAAGAAUCGCAUGCAUGAUUGUAUCAAUGCUGAAGACACUGAGUUGUGGGACGUGAUUCUUGAUGGACCGUACAUUACCACAAAGGAAGUGAAAGAUGGAGAGCUCACUACAAGAAUUCACCUCCAUAACCAACGAACUGAGUGCCUUGGUGAGCCUAUUCCCUUAAGCAAACAAGUUCGAAAGAUUCUCAAAGUGCUUCCCAAGUCAUCGAAAAGCAAAGUGAACGCUAUAACUGAAGCAAAAGAUUUGAAGACUCUUGCCAUUGAUGAACUGAUCGGAAAUCUCCAAACUUAUGAACUGAACAAGCAACAGGGGACAAACAUUAAGGAGGGAAAGAAGGAGAAAUCAGUUGCUUUGAAAACAUCUCAAAACGAUGUGACUGAGGAGGAGGAUGAAAUGGCAUAUGUCACUAGAAGGUUUCAGAAGAUUAUUAAGAAGCAUGGAGGCUUUCAAAAGAAAGCUUUGACUAGCAGAGCAGUCCUAGACCAUGCCAAGAGGAAAGCUCUUGCUGAUCAACUGGUGAAGAAAGCUUUGGUCGUAUGGGGAAAUGCAUCUAGAGAGUCCGAGGAAGAGACAGAUAGUCCAAAAGAUGUCUCGAUGAUGGCUGUGGAAGAUGAUGAAACUGUCUACAAUUCAAUUUUCUCACUAAUGGAAAAAUCUGACGAUGAAAAGGAUUUGAAUGAAGUAACCCUUUUCGAUCUCAAGGAUGAUCUAGAUACUCUUCCCAUUAAUAGAUUGAGAAAACUUGCUGCUCCAUUAAUUGACUCAGUUGAUGAACUAACUUCUGAAAAUUUGACAACUAGUGAAAUGUUGAGUUUGUGCGAGGAUGAAAACUCAGCUCUCAACUCUCAAAUAUCUGAAAUGAGUGUUAGGAUAGGUAUCAUUGAGACUGGUAGUCUGGAACCCAACGAGGAACCUGGAAUAUCUAAGGGUGGGAAGCAAAAACUCAGUAACUUUGAGGUUGAACUAGAAGAGAAACUUAAGACCUCUAAGUCUAAGUUAGCUGCCUCCCUGGAAAGGAACUCUCAACUAGUGAAGGAUUUGUGUAAGAUCAAAGAAGAGUUGAACCACUCCCUCAAAUGGACUGACUCAUCUAAGAUACUCUCUAACUUAGCAAAUCAGAAGUUCAACAACAGAAAGGGAUUAGGUUGUAGACAGAUAGAGCCUCCCUACAAUCCUUAUAGUAAGUAUGUGUCUGUCUCUGACAACCUCUUGUGUACCCACUAUGGAAAAAAUGGUCAUAUGAAAGAAAAAUGUGAGAUUUUGAGAGGAGUAAAAGAAAGGCAAGAGAAGUUUAUUAUAUCAAGAAGGGUUUUUGAGAAAAAGAAAAAGAGGAGAGGAAGCAAUCAGUGCUGGUACAUGGAUAGUGGAUGCUCAAGGCACAUGAAUGGAGACACUCUAAACUUCCUCUCUUUGGAAGCACACCAAGAUGGUGGUGUGUCAUUUGGUGGUGGAAAGAAGGGUUUUAUUCUUGGAAUUAGCAAGAUAGGAAGAAGAGCUGAUCAUUCCAUAGACAAUGUACACUAUGUGGAUGGUUUGAAAUACAAUCUCUUGAGUGUAUCUCAAAUCUGCAACAAGGGAAAUGAAGUCAAGUUCAUGUCUGAUAGGUGUCUGGUUACAAACUGUGCAACAAAAAGGGUUGUUAUGUCUGCCAAAAGAGUUAAAAAUACGUAUGUUGCAUAUCUUGACUCUAUUGAAGGGGACAGUCUUUCAUGCCUUAGCGCUCAAACUGAUGAUGCAAAUAUAUGGCAUCGGCGAUUGGGUCAUAUAAGUACUUCCUUGUUAAACAAGCUUGUUGCAGGGGACCUGGUCUGUGGAUUGCCAAAGAUGAAGUUCUCAAAUGAUAAAGUAUUGAUGCCUAUGCAAAAGGGAAACAAACAAGAUCAUCCUUUAAAGUCAAGAAAGGCACGAGCACAACCAGACCUUUGGAGCUUCUUCACAUGGACCUGUGUGGACCAGUCAGAAUUCAAAGUAGAGGAGGAUGAGACGACCGGACUUCUAAUCACAUUUGCCAAAGUUAUUCAAUUGAAGGCCACCUGCAAGAUUGCUAGUAUCAGAUCUGACCAUGGCACAGAGUUUGAGAACUCUCAAAUUGAAGUUGUGCUGAAAAUGGAAUCAAUCACAAUUUCUCUGCACCAAGAACUCCUCAGCAAAACAGAGGCUUUUUGGGCAGAAGCAGUCAACACAGCAUGUUAUGUUACAAAUAGGUGUCUUAUCAAGUCUGUGAUCAAGAAAACACCUUACAAAUUGCUGAAUGAUAGAAAACCUUCAAUUGCUCAUCUUAAGCCAUUUGGGUGCAAAUGCUUUGUACUGAAUAAUGGAAAGGAUGACCUUGGCAAGUUUGACGCCAAGAGUGAAGAAGGGGUGUUUGUCGGGUACUCUUCUACCAGCAAGGCCUACAUGAAAAAUGAUGUGCACAAAGAAGACCAUAAGUUUGAGGAGCUGAUCAAGGGAAAACAGGAUAAGGCGAUCCAAAAUCAUGGAAACAAACAGGUUGCAAAAGAAAAUGGUGCAAAACACACAGGAGAACCCGGUCCCUCUAGUUCAGCCCAGGAGGAAUUAUCUCAAAAUCCAGAAGAUGAUGAAGGUGAAUUUGAUGCUGAUGUGGAAGAAGAGAUUACCAGAAAGUCCAGAUGGAAACAACAAUCCUCACAUCCACUAGACAAUCUCAUCUCUCCACUUGACUCCGAAAUACAAACUAGAUCCAGAACAAGAAAUCUAGUUGCAUAUUCAGCCUUCAUAUCAUCCAUUGAGCCUAAGAACAUCAAAGAGGCUUUAUAG